AUGUCGUCUUCCUCGCAGAUUCAGAUGCCCACCAUCCUGCAAGGGCUGUCGCCCAUCUUCACGAGUCUCCACGCCGCCAAGGCGACGAAGGAUCUGACGUUCGAGAAGAUUGCUAAGGAGAUUGGGAGGGACGAAUGGUACACUGCUGCAAUCUACUGGCCGCAUCGUGGUCUUGGCGAGUUUCCACCUAAAGAGCCCGUCCUGUACCGCCUUUAUGAAGUGCUUGUCGUCUACGGCUACCCUCUUGAGCACAUGAUCCACGAGAAAUUCGGCGACGGCAUCAUGAGUGCGAUCGACUUUCAAGGUCACGUCAAAAAGGUUGAAGACCCAAAGGGAGACCGCGUGAAGAUCACGCUCAAUGGCAGGUUCCUGCUGUACCGUCGUUGGUGA
Messenger RNA from Tilletiaria anomala UBC 951, 390 nucleotides. Its product is annotated as putative cyanate hydratase. The coding region runs from base 1 to 390 and encodes 129 amino acids. Gene Ontology annotation, molecular function: cyanate hydratase activity; DNA binding. Lineage: Eukaryota; Fungi; Basidiomycota; Exobasidiomycetes; Georgefischeriales; Tilletiariaceae. The transcript has 3 exons. The record is from RefSeq and is a predicted model, not a curated record.